AUGAAAAGAAAGAAAGACAUCAACUACCUAACAAACCUACCAGGAGCAUCAGAGAAGCUCCAUAUUUUCAAUGCAGACCUCAAUGAACCACACAGUUUCAAUGCAGCCAUUGAAGGGUACACGGGAGUAUUUCACCUCGCCCACCCGGUUGAUCUCAUCGGAAAAGAAUCUGAGGAAGUCGUCACCAAAAGAGCGGUAGAAGGAACCAUAGGAAUCCUAAAGGCUUGCUUGAAUUCGAAGACGGUGAAGCGAGUCGUGUACACUUCUAGUGCAGCCACUGUGAUGUUCAACCACAAAGAUCAGGGAAUGAGUGAUGAGAGUACAUGGACUGGUUUGGAUUUCUUUAGGUCUUUGAACAGUGGUUAUUCUUAUGUGAUUGCUAAGACAAAAACUGAGAGGGUGGCUUGGGAAUUUGCUGAAGAACAUGGAUUGGAUCUUGUUACUGUUGUUCCUCCUUUAGUUCUUGGACCUUUCAUAUGUAACAAUUUCCCUGGCACUGUGUUCUUGGCACUGGCUUUGAUCUUAGGUAAACAGGAGUAUUAUAAGGCUCUUCUCCAUUCAAAAUUAGUGCAUAUAGACGAUGUGGCCAGUGCACACAUCUUCCUUCUUGAGAGUCCUAAUGCAAAGGGGAGGUACAUUUGUUCAUCAGACGAAAUCACAAUACAUGGAUUGGCUGCAUUUCUUUCUGCUAAAUACCCAAAUUUUCAGAUUCCUUCAGCAGAUGUCUUAAAUAAAAUUGAAGGUCAUAUAACACCAAGCCUCUCAUCAAGGAAGCUCUUGGACUCUGAAUUCAAAUUUAAGUAUGGCCUCAAUGAGAUGUAUGAUGGAGCUAUUCAAAGUUGCAGAGAAAAAGGCCUGUUUUAA
Molecule: messenger RNA, 864 nt
Organism: Ilex paraguariensis (yerba mate)
Lineage: Eukaryota; Viridiplantae; Streptophyta; Magnoliopsida; Aquifoliales; Aquifoliaceae
Source: the annotation of a GenBank genome assembly